Dovyalis caffra is the source of this 1257-nucleotide messenger RNA. NCBI's taxonomy places the organism in Eukaryota, Viridiplantae, Streptophyta, Magnoliopsida, Malpighiales, Salicaceae. The record is from the annotation of a GenBank genome assembly.
AUGCAGAUAGCUAUGCUGUACUGUGGAGAUCCAUUGAAUCCACCACUUCUCCUCCUUGGGAUAUGUGCCACCGCGGCAUUUGUCAGCAUGUGGAUGCACAACGUGGCAGCGGCCGUGAUGAUGAUGCCAGUAGCCACUGGUAUCUUACAACGUUUGCCAAUGGGUCCCACUCAGUCCAACGUUGUGGGCAAGUUCUGUAGAGCAGUGGUUCUUGGGGUUAUAUACUCUGCAGCUAUAGGAGGGAUGAGUACUUUGACCGGUACAGGUGUUAACCUGAUAUUGGUGGGGAUGUGGAAGAGCUAUUUUCCUGAGGCAGAUCCCAUCAGCUUUAACACUUGGUUCUUCUUUGGGUUUCCUUUAGCUUUGGUGAUUUUCUUUGCUUUGUGGGCCAUUCUUUGUUUGCUGUAUUGCUCGAAGGGCUCAGGACAGAUCCUUUCUGCUUAUUUGGACAAAGCCCACCUUAAAGGAGAGCUUCAAAUGUUAGGUCCAAUGGCUUUUGCUGAAAAAAUGGUUUUAGCUGUUUUUGGGAUGCUAAUAGUCCUAUGGAUGACAAGAAGUAUAACUGAUGACAUUCCUGGUUGGGGAACUCUCUUCAAUGGCCGUGCCGGCGACGGAACCGUCAGUGUUAUGAUGGCAACCUUGUUGUUCAUAAUUCCGAACAAGAAGCAGAGAGGGGAGAAAUUGAUGGACUGGAACAAAUGCAAGAAACUACCGUGGAACAUUGUGUUGCUACUUGGAGCUGGUUUUGCCAUUGCUGAUGGGGUCAAGUCCAGUGGCCUAGCUGAAGUUCUAUCGAAGGCAUUGGACUUCUUGGAAGAGGCACCAUAUUUGGCCAUUGCACCUAUGGUGUGUCUAAUCAGUGCCACCAUCACUGAAUUCACUUCGAACAAUUCCACAACCACCCUUGUGGUUCCUCUACUGACCGAAAUCGCAAAAACCAUGCAUGUUCAUCCUCUUCUCCUUAUGGUUCCUGGGGCAAUCGGAGCACAAUUUGCUUUCCUUCUUCCAACCGGAACGCCUUCGAAUCUCGUUGGGUUCACUACUGGGCAGAUUGAGAUCAAAGAUAUGCUCAAGACAGGAGUGCCACUUAAGAUUGCUGGCAUUGCAGCACUGUCUUUUCUCAUGCCUACACUAGGUAAGAUUAGUGAUUUCUUUGAGCCUGCUUUUCUUUUUCUUAAUGGGAUGCUAAAAUUGAUGUUACUGCAGGAGCUUAUGUUUUUGGGACAAAUAGAGAAGUUUAAUGGCUGCAAACUGUAA